UGGAGCACAGAGGGGCUGCUGAAAUGGAGAGUCUCAAGACUGAUACUGAAAUGCCCUAUCCUGAGGAAAUAGUAGAUGUGGGCAAAGUGAUUUUUGGGGAAGAAAACAGGAAGAAGAUGACCAACAGCUAUUUGAAAAGAUCUGAGAAUUCUAGAAUUAUCCGGGCUAUAUGUGCACUGUUAAAUUCUGGAGGUGGUGUGAUCAAAGCAGAGAUUGAUGAUAAAACCUAUAGUUACCAAUGCCAUGGGCUGGGACAGGAUUUGGAAACUUCUUUUCAAAAGCUCCUUCCUUCAGGUUCACAGAAAUACCUUGACUACAUGCAGCAGGGGCACAAUCUCCUCAUUUUUGUGAAGUCAUGGAGCCCAGAUGUUUUCAGCCUUCCACUAAGGAUUUGCAGCUUGCGCUCCAAUUUAUAUCAGAGAGAUGUGACUUCUGCUAUCAACUUGAGUGCUAGCAGUGCCCUGGAGCUUCUCAGAGAGAAAUGUUUUAGAGCCCAAAGAGGAAGACCAAGGGUGAAGAAGUUGCGUCCUCAGCAGGUUCUUGAUAGAUACAUUCAAGAAGAGGAAGAUAUGAGGAUAUUGGCCUCAGAGUUUUUUAAAAAGGACAGACUCAUGUAUAAGGAGAAACUCAACUUUACUGAGUCAACACAUGUCGAAUUUAAAAGGUUCACCACCAAAAAGGUCAUACCUCGGAUUAAAGAAAUGCUGCCUCAUUAUGUUUCUGCAUUUGCCAACACUCAAGGGGGAUAUGUCCUCAUUGGGGUGGAUGAUAAGAGCAAAGAAGUGGUUGGAUGUAAGUGGGAAAAAGUGAAUCCUGAUUUAUUAAAAAAAGAAAUCGAAAACUGCAUUGAAAAAUUGCCUACAUUCCACUUCUGCUGUGAGAAGCCAAAGGUAAAUUUCACUACAAAAAUCCUGAACGUGUACCAAAAAGAUGUCCUGGAUGGUUAUGUCUGUGUGAUUCAAGUGGAGCCCUUCUGUUGCGUGGUGUUUGCAGAGGCCCCAGAUUCCUGGAUCAUGAAAGACAAUUCUGUCACACGGCUGACAGCUGAGCAGUGGGUGGUCAUGAUGCUGGAUACUCAGUCAGCUCCUUCCAGCUUGGUCACAGACUACAACUCUUACCUGAUUUCAUCAGCUUCAUUUGCACGAAAAAGUCCUGGAUAUCCCAUAAAAGUCCAUGAAUUUAAGGAGGCUCUGCAACGACAUUUGUUUCCAGUGACACAGCAAGAGGUACAAUUUAAACCAGAAUCCCUCUGUAAGAAGCUGUUCUCAGAUCAUAAAGAACUGGAGGGAUUAAUGAAGACCCUGAUACAUCCUUGUUCUCAGGGGAUUAUGAUAUUUUCUAGAAGCUGGGCUGGUGAUGUUGGCUUCAGGAAAGAACAGAAUGUCCUGUGUGAUGCUCUCCUAAUAGCAGUUAACAGCCCCAUGGUACUCUAUACAAUCUUAAUAGACCCCGAUUGGCUUGGAGGACUUGAAUAUGCCCGAAACACAGCUCAUCAGUUAAAGCAGAAACUGCAAGCUGUUGGUGGUUAUACAGGGAAAGUGUGCAUCAUUCCAAGGCUGAUACACCUGACCAGCACACAGAGUAGAGCUGGUGAGAUCCCGCUGCGCUACCCCAGGUCCUACAGGCUUGCUGAUGAGGAGGAAAUGGAAGACUUGCUGCAGGCUCUUGUGGUGGUCUGCCUGUGCUCCAGAUCUCUUCUGAGUGACCAGCUGGGCUGUGAGUUUUUCAACUUGCUUAUAAUGGAGCAGAACCAGUUGCUUUCUGAGAGUCUUCAGGAGACGCGUGAAUUAUUCAUCCACUGCUUUCCAGGAAUCAGGAAGACAGCCCUAGCCAUAAAGAUCAUGGAGAAAAUUAAGGACUUGUUUCACUGCAAACCAAAAGAAAUCCUCUAUGUUUGUGAAAGUGACUCCCUAAAGGAUUUUGUGACCCAACAAACCACCUGCCAAGCUGUGACCCGGAAAACUUUCAUGCAAGGGGAGUUUCUAAAGAUUAAACACAUAGUGAUGGAUGAGACUGAGAAUUUCUGCAGCAAAUUUGGCAAUUGGUACAUGAAGGCUAAGAACAUCACCCAUCCAAAGGCAAAGGGGGCUGGAAGUGAAAACCUUCACCAUGGGGUUCUCUGGCUUUUUCUUGACCCUUUUCAAAUCCAUCAUGCAGAUGUCAGUGGCCUUCCCCCUCCAUCUGCUCAGUUUCCUCGCAAAACAAUCACCAGUGGGAUCCACUGUGCUCUGGAAAUAGCAAAUAUUAUGAAAGAAGAAAUGAAGAGGAUCAAAGAAAAUCCUCCCUCCAACAUAUCUCCAGACACAUUAGCAUUGUUCAGGGAGACUGCCUAUGAGGAAGCAAUGUGUGCCCAGGGUCUGCCUGGAGUGUGUGAGACAAAGACUAAUCUGACAACAGAACAAAUAGCUAACUAUGUGGCAGGAAAAUGUCACAGCCUGUUCCAGUGUGGCUAUCUGCCCAAAGAUAUAGCAAUUCUGUGCAGGAGAGGGGAGGACAGAGGACGCUAUAAGCUUGCACUGCUAAAAGCAAUGGAAUUAAUUGAGACCCACAGAGCAUCAGAGGUUGUGUUUAGCCAGGCCACUGGUGUUUGCGGAAGCCACAUUGUUUUAGACAGUAUUCAGCAAUUUUCAGGCCUGGAGAGGACUAUCGUGUUUGGGCUUAGUCCAGAAUGCGACCAGUCAGAGGAAUUUCAUAAGCUCUGCUUUGCUUCAAGAGCUAUUAAACACCUCUACCUGCUUUAUGAAAAGAGGGCAACCUUCUGAAAAUUAUUACAAAUAAUAGAGGAAGGCAGGAAGAGCAGAGUCCUUUCUCCUAGACAGGUGGCAGUGACUCCCUUUUAAUAUUACAAGUGAGGAAAUCAAGGUACAUCAGUAUGG
Molecule: messenger RNA, 2876 nt
Organism: Mandrillus leucophaeus (drill)
Lineage: Eukaryota; Metazoa; Chordata; Mammalia; Primates; Cercopithecidae
Gene: SLFN14
Product: schlafen family member 14
Exons: 4
Coding region: 24-2762 (912 amino acids)
Biological process (GO): mRNA catabolic process; rRNA catabolic process
Molecular function (GO): ribosome binding; RNA endonuclease activity
Source: RefSeq, a predicted model, not a curated record